Molecule: messenger RNA, 4585 nt
Organism: Petromyzon marinus (sea lamprey)
Lineage: Eukaryota; Metazoa; Chordata; Hyperoartia; Petromyzontiformes; Petromyzontidae
Gene: NPY5R
Product: neuropeptide Y receptor Y5
Biological process (GO): G protein-coupled receptor signaling pathway; chemical synaptic transmission
Cellular component (GO): neuron projection; plasma membrane
Molecular function (GO): neuropeptide binding; pancreatic polypeptide receptor activity; peptide YY receptor activity
Source: RefSeq, a predicted model, not a curated record
GCGCACACACACGCGCACGCGCACACACACACACAUGCGCACACAAACACGCGCACACGCACAUCGCCUCUCUUAAUGUUUAACCUCAGCAUCGGGGGCUCAAAACAGGGACUGACCAUGAGUCGGGCCACUUCGAGGAACGCGUGCAGUGGGUUACAUACGGACGUUCUGGCUUCUUCCCAUGGGCAAAUGUGGACAUGCCGCUGCUGUUCUGAGCCACCCAACGCAGUAGAGCGCUCCCUGGCGUUCAUUUGUGUGGAGCAGACAGCGCACAUUCGGCGUGUGGACUCACUUUAGGUCGGCUCAGCCAUAAACGAGUACCUGAUGCGGCGCGUAAACAUGAGCCGGGCUGGCUCGGUUCUGGACAGACCAGCCCCUCGUGCGCCGUGCCUGCUUUGCAUAGGCGCUCGCUCGCUCGCUAGCUCACGGCACUUGCCACAACAGCCGGCGUAGGCUACACGGGGAACCUUUGUCUGUGCAUCCAUGUGCUGUGCAACGCAGGUGAGCAGCAUUUGCAACUUCCCUUCGAAGUGCAAAUAGCGCUACGGGCAUCUCAAAAGCAGCAGCAGCGUCGUCAUCGUCGUCCGUCAUCAUCAUCAUCAGCAGCAGCAGCAGUAGCAUCGUAAUCAUCGUCGCCGUCAUCAUCAGCAGCAUUGCUCGAGAUCUUCAAAGCUCCGCGGCGCUUGAGAGGCGUCGCGCUGCGUCGCCACCGCGGUGAGAACGCGGAGCGCGUAGCCGUCGCUCGCCGGGAGCCCCUGGCGCGAUCUCGCCCCACGCGGGCCCCGCUCCGUGCACGACGCGCAGCUUGAAGACCUCUCCCUCGACCACGCGCGGGCCCAACCCAACGCCUUCCAUGGCCCUCUCCACGAACCUCAGCGACGCCUCCUCGCCCAACGCGAGCCGCUCCUGGGCCCAGGAGCUGCAGUGGGAGGAAGACGAGGGCUUCCUCGUGGCCGAAGUCCGCUACGCGUUCAUCGUCGCCUACGCCCUCGUGUGCCUCUUCGGCGUGGCGGGCAACUCGGCGGUGCUGGUCGCCGUGUGGCGCCACCGCGGCCGCUGCUCGGCUAUGAGCAUCCUCGUGGGGAACCUGGCGCUGGCCGACGUCCUCGUGGCGCUGCUGUGCGCGCCCUUCACGCUCGCCAGCACGCUGCUCGACCGCUGGGCGUUCGGGCCGGCGCUGUGCCGCGCCGUGCCCUUCCUGCAGUGCCUGGCCGUCAUGGUGUCCACCCUGAUGCUCAUGUCCAUCGCCGCGCUGCGCUGCCGCGUCAUCAGCCGGCCGCUGGCGACGCAGCCGCGCGGCCGCUCGGGGCUCGCGUGGAGCGGCGCCGCGUGGUUGCUGGGCGCCUGCGUGUGCGCGCCCGUGCCGGCCUUCUACGCGCUGCAGGACAUGGGCGAGGCGACGGGGCUGAGCAGCAUGAGGUCGCGGUACGCGUGCGUCGAGUCGUGGCCGCGCGCGGCCGACCGCGUGUGCUUCUCGGUGGCGCUGCUGACGCUGCAGUACGUCAUCCCCCUCGCGUGCCUCACCGCGAGCCACACGCGCGUCUGCGUGCGGCUCAGCUCCACCACCGCCGCAGCCGCCGCCGCAGCGGCGGCCGCGUCCGCGUCCGCGUCCGCCGCCGCGUCGGUGAUUCCGCAGACGCGCAUCACCCUGGUGGCCGUGUCGGCGCAGGAGAACAGGAUACCGGGCGGCGGCGAUGGUGACCACGACGACGACGGCGAGGAUGAUGACGACGACGGUGCCGGCGGGGCCAAGCGAGGCUGGGAGGGGUUUCUGCAGAGGCAGCAGAGGAGCUGGUGCGGCAGGCGCUUGUCCAGCAUCACGCCGAUGCUGGGCACCAAGAGAUCGUGCGCCGGACGCCAGGGCCCAGUGGGUGUGACGGUGGCGGCGGCGCCCGUGUCCCGCACCGCCUCCUCCCGUCUCUCCGAGCAGUCCGCUCACUCCAUGCCGGGCAUCUCGGAGAUCUGCUGCGAGGUGGCACCGGCGCUGACCACGACCCCGAUCGGCCCCGAGCGGCUGAGUCUCCAUCACCACCACCAGCACCACCAGCACCACCACCAUCAGCACCACCACCAGCAGCACCAGCAGCAGCAGCAGCAGGAGCAGGAUCAGCAACACGAGCAGUCUCGGGGCCACGAGCAGCAUUGGGCUCGAGCGUCGUCCCGGCGUAAGCGCAGGCGUUCUCGCACCGUCUACUGCAAGUCGCUGGCCGUCAUCCUGGCGUUCGCGCUCAGCUGGCUGCCCCUGCACGUGUUCCACCUGGUCACAGACUUCGACGACUCCCUGCUGGACAACGGCGCCUUCAAGCUGGUGUUCUGCACCUGCCACCUGCUGGGCAUGAUCUCGUGCUGCCUCAACCCCGUGCUCUACGGGUUCCUCAACAACGGCCUCAAGAAGGAGCUCCUGACCGCCGUGCGCUGCGCGAGGCCCCGCAAGCUGCCCGGGUGACGGGCGGUGGCCAGGAUCGCGCAGACGCAUGCCGGCUUGCGGCCCCGUGCUGUAUGUACACCUUGUUCCGCGCAGGGGUAGCUGCCACCGGCGGUCUCCUCGGCUAGAUUGGAGCAGCAGCAGCUGUGGUCGUGGUUGUAAUGCUUGCGAUGAGGCUCACGUGAGGUGCUCUGGGUUGCUGAUGCGUUUCAGCAAGCGCCCUGUUCGUGCAAAUUCUCAAACCUCACUAACCAGGGGAACGCCUCGGCCUGGGAAUGGUCCCAGUUGUGGUCUGCUCCUCUGUGAGUGGCACACCUUGGGUGUCGGUGUGAAUGUGAUUUAGGACGCUGAUGAUGCUGAUCAGUCCCUUGAUUCAGGAAUCCUCAAUGAGUCUCAAGACUCUUUUUUUCAGGAGGAUCCUGCUGUGUUGGGAAAUUUGGCUAAUUUCAUUCAUGAGUGUUUGGCUUCGUGUGGGAGGAAACCAGAGGACUCGGAUACAAACCCGUGAAGCAUACAAGGGAAUAACACGCAAAGCUCCACACAGAUAGAUUCAAGAAUGCAUUGAUGGCAUUUUCCUGGGCCAGCUCUCCGCUGAAGACUUUAACACCGGGUAUUGCCAGGCCGCCUCCCAAUCCCAGCACCAACCACGCAGUGGAAAUGGGAUGUCAGACGAGGUCAAAAGAAUGGAAUUAAUUUGAGUUGGGUAAAAAUGUACAAAUGCAAAUAUAUAUUCGGAUCGCUCGCCUGCGAUAUCAUCCCGUUUUAGAUUGAUUUGUUUCGGCUACCGGCCGCGUUGUAACGAGUUCAGCUGUCCUCUGUCCGCGGGCGCAUUGUGAACCAUAUCUCCGCGAUGCUUUAUUGCCACCGCCGAAUAUCGCAGCAUCUCAUUUCCUGCUCCCCGCCGCUGUGUUUUUUGUUGUUGUUGUUUCUGGGCAGCAACGCGGACCCUGCCGCCUUCGCCGCCGCCGCUAUAACAGUGAGCCCCAGCCGCAGAUCGUAAUCUCUGCGUUAUUCGCCGCUUACUGCAGAGUGUCGUGGUUCGAACCAUCGGCGGACCACCCUGGUUAUUGCUUGCGUGCGGUGUGUAUGGCGUCGAACACCGCGCCCCGACGGUUAUUUCGAACGGCGCAGGGUGUUGUGCGGUGAUCCACCAACCCUCCCUGCCUCCGCAGUGCUGGAUCGCAGGCCACGUGCAGCAGAGCCACUGGCUAAAUGUAUUAUGACGCCCGAUCCAUCAUUAGCCUCUGUCAGUUCAACGGCCGUGACCAGGACUCGAACUCGGGUUUGCAGUGUACUGCGUGCGUAGGUCAGAAUAAAGCUCGUCAUUUAUGACGUGGUAAUAAUUGUUGUUGUUAUAAUCUUGGUAUUUAUACUGUGUUGCUAAAAGUCCAUUGGCCUUACAGUAGGGGUCAAUGAUUUGCUGCUGCUGCGUGAUCCCAAUUGCGUAAUCUGCGGUGUAACUUUUAGAAUUUGGAAAUGUGGACCAUGAUGCCGGCACAGUGGCUGACUCGUUCCGAAAUACGUCACGGAACAUCCACGUCUACUGCGAAGCAGAGGACGCGUGGCAUUUAAGGUUAAUUCACCCGCGGUGUUAACCAAGGCGGCCUGCCUGCAGUGUUAACCAGGGCGGCCUGCCGGAUUAGACCCGGGUACAUCAGCAACAAGCGGCGAACGCGCUACCGCGAGGCCAUCACGCCGCACCAGUACAGCAAGUGGGUUGACUUCCUUCGUGUGGAAUCUUGUCAAAGAUUCACAUUUUUCCAAAACAAAAGCAAAUCUCCGUGUUGCACUCUCCUUUUUCCGUCAGGUGGUAGGGAGGCGACAGCUGAGACGUUUUGCUCUUCCUUCUUCAGCCCAACCGCCGACUUAUCUCGCGCACGAUGGAGCCAACGCGGCUCAAAUGCCACACCGCGCCGUUGCACCGUCGUUACCCCAGCCAACGGCCGCUCUCCGACCUUUCGGAUGAUCAAUAAUUGAUGGCUCGCGCGCUGCCAGACUUCAUCGACGAGGGCUCGUUCUGACACUGCCUCUCGGCGCUAACUGAGAACAGAGACCGGCGGUGAGUCAUCGAAGGAGCGAGGCACAUCCUCUUCAUCGCAAGCGCCGGUAGCUCUUCGUUGGUAAACGUGUGCUGAAAAGUAAACGUUGUCAAACUACGUA